GGGGGCCUCAAUUCAAUUGAAUAAGGAGGUGGAUACAUUUUAUACGGGCUAUCUUGGGAAACAAACGAUAAAAAACCAGCUCUUUGAAAAAAUUAAAACUGCCCAAUGGCGUUGGAGCAAUGGUGCCUUUAGUCAGCCUAAAUCGGAAGUGAGAAUUUAUAUUUACGAAUGCAGUUUCCCAUGCCUUUCUCCAUUGAAUAUGAAUGAUAUAACUCUCACUCUUCUUUUACUAUCUUUUUUUCCUUUCAUUCAUUUGCCCGCAGAAAGAUGAAAGCUAUUGUAGUAAAUAGAUGGUUAAAGGGUCCUGAAGAACUUGCCGUGAGUCAACAUGUCGACCUUCCAGCUGAACCCAAGCAAGGUGAAUUGCAAGUGCAAGUCAAAGCAGCAGGUCUCAACUUUUUUGAUACCUUGAUGAUUCAGGGCAAAUAUCAAAUAAAACCACCUUUUCCAUUUAUACCUGGUGGCGAGUUCAGCGGUAUUGUUUUAAAGUCCACCGUGCCCGCAUUUAAGCCAGGCGAUCGAGUCUUUGGUUCCGGCGCUUCUUAUGCCGAAGUGGUGAAUGUAUCCGCCGCGAAUGUGCUCCCCAUUCCUCGCCAUUUUAGUUUCGAACAAGCGGCGGGUCUUUACAUUACUUAUCCCACCAGUUACGCUGCCCUCGUGUUACGUGCUCAGCUGAAAGCAGGCGAGUAUUGUUUAGUGCAUGCGGCUGCGGGAGGCGUCGGAAGUGCGGCGGUUCAGAUUGCAAAGGCUUUGGGCGCCAAAGUGAUCGCCACCGCUGGAUCCAAGGAGAAAUUAGAGAUGGCCAAAAAGUUGGGCGCCGAUGUGGCUAUCAAUUACCGUGACAAAAAUUGGACAGAACAGGUGAAAAAGGCGACUCAGGGUCAUGGCGUUGAUGUGGUUUAUGAUCCCGUAGGUUUGGUCGAAGCAAGUACAAAAUGUACGGCUUGGAAUGGACGUAUAUUGGUUAUAGGAUUCGCUCAAGGAACGAUUGAAAAAGUGCCCAUGAAUCGCUUGUUAUUGAAAAACAUUUCAGCCGUGGGUUUACAUUGGGGAGCUUAUGUCAAGAAUGAACCUGAGCGUGUGCCUGAAGUCUGGCGCGCUCUAUUCCAACUCUUUGAAUCUGGAAAGUUACAACCUGCUCUCUAUCACCACAUCUAUACAUUGGACACAAUUCCAGAGGGCCUUCAAGCUAUUAACAACCGCUCUUCUUACGCCAAAGUUAUUGCUAGAAUUAGUCAGGAUGAGAGUAAACUCUAGACACAAUAAGCUGUUUGUCGUAAGCGCGUAUUUCAUGAGAUGGAUUUCCGAGUUAGCACCUCCUUUAUUAUUUUCUAUUCAACGAGUUUAAAUCUCUACUUUUUGUUCGUACACAAACAUACCAGUCAAUAGCUUACAAACCCUUUUUGUUUAAAAGAUCGACCUUGAGAUGAUGUCAUGGGUGGAAAAUCAUUUCCUUUUUUUGUCUAAAAUGGGUUUCAUAUCAAUAAACCGG
Mycotypha africana is the source of this 1492-nucleotide messenger RNA. RefSeq lists its product as uncharacterized. NCBI's taxonomy places the organism in Eukaryota, Fungi, Mucoromycota, Mucoromycetes, Mucorales, Mycotyphaceae. The coding region runs from base 268 to 1257 and encodes 329 amino acids. Gene Ontology annotation, molecular function: zinc ion binding; oxidoreductase activity. The transcript has 4 exons. The record is from RefSeq and is a predicted model, not a curated record. Gene Ontology annotation, cellular component: mitochondrion.